This is a messenger RNA of Phoenix dactylifera (date palm), 3511 nucleotides long. RefSeq lists its product as uncharacterized. The record is from RefSeq and is a predicted model, not a curated record. Lineage: Eukaryota; Viridiplantae; Streptophyta; Magnoliopsida; Arecales; Arecaceae.
UCGAACUCCAUCACAACUCCCCCGGUCCCCCCUCUACCCCCUCACUCCCUGCGGUUAGAGAAUAGAGUGAGACCAUCGUCCCCGAUCGCGCCCCGGAAUCAGUUCCUUCGCCGGAAGUUCCCCUGAGAAGAGCUCUGAUGCCCCGCCGAAGACGGCCGGAUUUCGGCUGUGACACGGCCGUGGAUGCGUGAUCCUGAUAGCCCGCGGCGGAGCAAGCAAGAUGGAAGCUUUCUUCACGACGAGAAAUGCAUGAGGGCAGUGCCUUGGCCAGAUCUCUCUUCUUCUCACCUUUGAGGAUAUCGUGCUUCAUAACGUUGGUGGUUGAUUCUUUUUAAGUCUGGCUGGUGAUGUUGUGACAAAGGCAGGACACCAAAAAUAAUCAUUUUUUGAUGGGUUCAUCUUCACUUCUUUCAAACUUACCGAGAUGAACAAUAGAAGGGGGCAAACUUUGCAGAAGCCUUCGCUGGGAUGUAUGGGGAGGAUGAUCAACAUAUUGGACUUGAGUACCGGCAUGGCAGGAACCAAGCUGCUCGCUGAUAAAGCACAUAGAGAUGGUUAUCCAAUCAGUAAAAAUCAGUCUGAUGUGGUGAAGAAGCCAAGGGAUCCCAUCUUAUUUCCAGUAGAGGACAAACAAAUAACCCAUGAAUUAAGGAAGAGUGCCUCUAACAAGAACUCAGGUGGAACACCAAUGAGGAUGCUUAUACAUCAGGAGAUGUGGAAAGAAGCGGAGUUGAAGCAGAAGCCACCAAAUGUUGUUGCUAGACUCAUGGGGCUUGAUGCCUUGCCAGUGCAGCAAUCAGUUUUAUCUUCUCAAAAAAGCUCCCAAGAGGGCUAUUCACACAGUUUAGCAGGAGCAUUUCGAGGUUAUCAGCAGCAGGAAGACGAGUAUUUUCACAAACCAAUUCAGUGUGAAAUUCCUCAUGAAAAGCAUGAAUACAAAGAUGUAUACGAAAUCUGGAAGAAACCAUCAAAGAUUAGUCAUAUUAAGGAUCAGCCUCCACAGAAAGGAAGGUAUGAUGAGAACUCAUAUGAAAAGAGAAUGACUCUUGUUCGUCAGAAUUUCAUUGAAGCAAAAUGCUUAGCAACAGAUGAAAAGCUCCUUCAGUCCAAGGAGUUUCAAGAUGCACUAGAGGUUCUGAGUUCGAACAGAGAUCUAUUCCUCAAAUUUCUAGAAGAACCAAAUUCCCUGUUAUCAAAGCAUCUGCAUGAACUCCAGGCCAUCUCUCCACCUUCUCAGACAAAGCACAUAACUGUACUGAAACCAUCAAAAACUAGUGAGGUAAAUUAUGACAGGAAUGUGGAACAACAACUCUACUCAUCUGUUGAAGAAAGCAAAGGUGAUGUGAAUAAACACUAUUGGUCCCCUAGUUUCUCUCAAUCAAAAGACCACAAUUUAUCUCAACCAACCAGGAUAGUAGUUUUAAAGCCUAGCCCAGGAAAGCUCCAUGACCUAAAGACCACAGUGACAUCCCCUGCAUCUUCAGUAGAACAGCUUGGAAGGAGAGAUUCUUGUGGAGCUCUGGGAACUGAAGGAGUAGCAGGGUCAAGAGAAAUAGCCAAGGAAAUUACUCAUCAGAUGCGAGAAAGCCUUAGUAACCGAAGGGAUGAAACAUUGUUGUCUUCAGUCUUAUCGAAUGGAUACGUUGGAGAUGAGAGCUCAUUCAAUAGAUCAGAAAGCGAGUAUAUGGAGGAAGAGAGUGGUAACUUAAGUGACUCUGAGACUGCCACCCCAAUUUCACGGCACUCUUGGGAUCACAUCAAUAGAAUUGGCAGUCCUUACUCAAUCUCAUCUGUAAGUCGAAAAUCAUAUUCACCUGAGUCAUCAGUGGUCAGGGAAGCCAGAAAACGGCUUUCAGAGAGGUGGGCAUUAGUGACAUCUAAUGCAAAUAGCCAAGUACAAAAACAAACACGGAGAAGCUCAAGUACCUUGGGUGAGAUGCUUGCCAUUCCUGAGGUAAAGAAAGAAGAGGAGAAUAGUGGGGGACUUACUGUUUCGAGCAGCAGGUCAUGUGAUGAAGAACAAAACCUUCAGGUACUAUCACCAUGUUUGUCAACAGGUGGGGUAAAGGAAGGAUGUAGUGGGGAGUUCUCCCCUAGGAAUUUGUCAAGGUCAAGAUCCGUUCCAUCUUCUUCAGCUUAUGAAGUCGCUGAGUUGAGUGUGGGGGUUUCUGAUGCUUCGAUUAGCAAAGCCAUUGUUCAUGGGGACAUUGCUAAGUCAAAGAGUGGCAAGUCAUCUUUCAAAGGGAAAGUUUCAAGUUUGUUCUCUAGAAAUAAGAAACAAGGUCAAGAGAAAUCUAUUCCAUCUUCAGUGGGUUGCGGUGAUAGGCUCCAACCUGGUUGUGCAAAGGUUGAUGGUAAAAUAAACGAUUUAUUACAUUCUGUUGAUGAUAAUCGACCUAAGCAAAGUGCACUGGUUAGUUCGUAUAAAAGUUCUGGUGAGGCUUCAUCUCUGACUACAGUGUACGAUGGACAAAAUCAGGGCUUCUGUGCUAAGCAGGGUGCUUAUUCUCUUGAAAAACCAAUGACAUGCGGAAACUCUGGUGAGAACCAGGACCACCCCAGCCCUGUGUCAGUUCUACAAGCACCAUUUGUCGACGAUGUCAACAGUAAUAUGUCCCAAGCUUCUGACUGCCACAUCGCUGGACAUCCACAAGCGCUCUCUAGAUCUCCACCAAUUGAAUCGAUUGCUCGUUCCUUAUCACGUGAUGGCUCCAGUUUGGGGAGAAUAUUGAUGAAUCCCCCGAAACCUUCCAGACUUCUCCCCAAGGUAGAAGAGGGAGAACAAGAACGAUUUGUGCUUGUCCAAAAGUUACUGUCAUCUGCUGGCUUUCGAAAUGAGAAGUCUUGCAUGAUAUUCACAAGAUGGCAUUCCCUGGAGAGCCCUUUGAAUCCAAUGCUACUGGAUAAAUAUUUGGACAGGAAAGAAGAAGAGGCUAAGUGCAGGGAGAGGCGAUCAAACCAGAGGCUCCUAUUCGAUUGUGUCAAUGCAGCAUUGCUAAACAUAGGCCAAAGCGCCGUAUUGGCUUCAUAUCCAUGGGCCGGAGCAUGUUGUGGGGCCUGGAAGGACGGUCCUGCUGGUGCUUCGGUGACUGAGGAAGUGUGUGAACUUGUGAGAAAUUGGUACUCUGGUGAGUCUGUGCUAGGUGAGCCCGGCGGCAUCAACCUUACGGUAGAAAGAGUGGUGAAAAGGGAAGUAGCAGGAAGGGGAUGGGCAGAAUUUAUGUGGCUGGAAAUGUAUGAGUUCAGCAAGGAGAUUGGUGGUCUGGUGUUGGAGGAGUUGGUUGAGGAGGCAUUGUCGGAUUUUACUUGUGGGUGACUGAAAUGAGGUGGCUUUUCUCCUAUUUUUCCUUUUAAUUCCUAACAGCCCCUCCUAUUUUUGUUGUCCAUGUGAUGAUACUGAUGGCUUCAUAGUCUGUAGUAUAUCUAUAUAAUGCCCAAUUUGUAGUGUAUGUGCAUUGUUUUCUAUUUGAAGGCUGCUCAUAAAUGAAGGGUAUAUGCUUCUUCACCUGUC